Entamoeba invadens IP1 is the source of this 708-nucleotide messenger RNA. Its product is annotated as serine/threonine protein kinase MST4, putative. The coding region runs from base 1 to 708 and encodes 235 amino acids. Gene Ontology annotation, molecular function: protein kinase activity; ATP binding. The record is from RefSeq and is a predicted model, not a curated record. Gene Ontology annotation, biological process: protein phosphorylation. Lineage: Eukaryota; Evosea; Mastigamoebida; Endamoebidae. The transcript has a single exon.
AUGAAAUUAUGUGGUAAUGAAGACACAAUUGACGAACUUGAAAAGGAAGUGAAUAUGUUGGACAAAUUUCGGAGUAAGUACAUGGCCCACCUCUAUGGCGCUAUGUUUAUUACAAAUAAAGUGUGUGUGGUCACUGAAUUAGCACAAUAUGGAUCUUUACAAGACUUGAUAAAACACAAAAUGAAUGAUGAAGUUGACAUGAAAAUGCGAGUAAAAAUAUUGUUAAAAGCAUCAAAUGUAAUUUCAUAUUUGUACUCAAAUAAUAUUUUACACAGAGACAUCAAGCCAGACAAUAUUCUUGUGUUCCGACUGAAUUUAAACAACAAAGCAAAUGCUAAGUUGACUGAUUUUGGAACAAGUCGAAAUGUCAACAUGUUGAUGACGAAUAUGACAUUCACUAAGGGAGUUGGAACACCUAAAUAUAUGGCACCUGAAAUUAUGAACAAAAAGCAUUACAAAAAACCAGCAGAUGUCUAUUCUUUUGCUAUUACAAUGCUUGAAUGCUUUUUGUGGAGUGAGGCGUUCCCAAAAAGUACUUACAUAUUUCCAUGGACUUUUGCAGAUGAUGUAGCUUCUGGGAAAAGACUAAUGACCAUUAAAACACUUGAUAAAAAGUAUAGAAAUGUCAUUGAAAAGUGUUGGAAACAAAAGAUUCAAAAGAGUGGUACUAUCAAUGAAAUCAUUGACGAGCUUAAAACAAUAAUUUAA